AUGAGCUUGAGCAACAUGAACUCCACAUUGCAAAUUGAACCGCGACGUCAGGAGCAAAUUGCUGCCAUGUCUGAACAAGCAACUACGCAGUCUAGCUACAGUAUCAUUUCCACGCCCAAUGAUGUGGCCGGUAGUUCUAAGUCGAACAUGGAUGAGAACCCCGUAUGCAUUGUUGGAAUGGGUUGUCAUCUUCCUGGGGGCGUUCGAUCGCCUUCCGAUCUCUGGAAUUUCCUCGCCAAGAAACAGAGUGCUCGGUCGGUUGUCCCAAGCAACCGGUUUAAUGUGAAAGGUUUCUAUCACCCACAUGGAAACAGAGCCGGAACGAUGAAUGCAAAUGGAGGCUAUUUCAUCCAAGAAGAUAUCCGCCUCUUCGAGAACGCCUUUUUUGGCAUCAACAAUAUGGAGGCGGCUUAUAUGGAUCCUCAGCAACGAAAGCUUCUCGAGGUGGUGUUUGAGUGCCUUGAGAACUCUGGGGAAACACUCCAAGGUAUCUCAGGUACCAAUACAGGCGUCUACGUGGGCAGCUUCACACUAGACCACCAGAUCAUGCAAGCCCGAGAUCCAGAUACUAUUCAAAGAUAUAGCGCAACAGGAGGUGGCACAACAAUUCUAGCGAAUCGAAUUAGUCACGUAUUCAAUCUCCAAGGGCCAAGCCUUACUUUGGACACGGCAUGUUCGUCUUCGAUAUACUGUUUAGAUAAUGCUGUCAAUGCCCUUAAGCGCGGUGACUGUGAUGGUGCCAUUGUCGCGUCUGCGAACUUGAUCACCGCACCAGAACAAUCCCUUGCGACCAUGAAGGCGGGCGUUUUGUCACCUACAUCUACGUGUCACACAUUUGAUGCUUCAGCCGAUGGCUAUGGACGAGCCGAUGCUGUAAAUGCCAUCUAUUUGAAGAGUAUGUCUUCAGCGAUGAGAGAUAAAAAUAAGAUAUUGGCGGUGAUCCGAGCGACUGCUGUAAAUUCGAAUGGCAGAACUUCUGGUAUCACUCAACCAAGUGCCGAGUUGCAGGAGGCCGUAAUUAGGAAAGCCUACAGCACCGCUGGCUUAUUAUUCGCUGACACGGACUACGUCGAGUGCCACGGCACUGGGACUCCCGUUGGAGAUCCCAUUGAAGUAGACGCAAUCACGCGUUGUUUCUCACGAUCCAGGGAAUCACCUCUCCUUAUUGGGGCCGUGAAAACAAGCCUAGGACACAGCGAAGCAGCCAGUGGACUCACCUCACUUAUCAAAGUCGUCUUGGCUCUUGAGCAUGGCAAGAUCCCACCCACGCGCGGGGCAACGAGACCGAAUCCCAAUUUGCGGCUUGAAUCUUCGAACAUCAGAAUAGUGACAGAGAUGGAAGAAUGGCCAAGAGUCACACGUAGGGCAAGUAUCAACAGCUUUGGCUAUGGAGGUGCAAAUGCACAUGCUAUUCUUGAGGCAUUUGAUCCUUACAUUACAGUUCCGGAUUGCCUAUCAGAAGAGGAUAGCGAUGCGAGGAUUGCUAGUCAACAGCUUAUCAUACCCGUCUCAGCUUUCUCAGAGAAAUCGCUUGAGUCCCGUAUCCAGCAGAUAUCUGAGGUGAUUCCGACCUGUGGUUGGAACAUACUACAAAGCCUCGCAUAUACAUUCAGCGCUCGCAGAUCCCAGCUGGGAUAUAGGAAGCUAUUGUUAGUUAAGCCUAAUGAAAAUGGGAAACCCAGCUUAUCGCUGAUGAAGUCGGCAAACCAUACCGAUGGUAAUACUCAAGACCCUUUACCUUACGCCUUCAUAUUCACGGGUCAAGGGGCUCACUAUUCCGGCAUGGGUAGAGAGCUUCUUGAGCGGAGCGAUGAUUUUCUGAGCACCAUUCGGGAGCUGGAUCGCACUCUACAGACCAUUGCACCAGAAAAGGCGCCAACUUGGUGUAUAGAACGGUCCAUUGCUGAACACACACCGACGAGUCCAAGCCACGGUGCCGCACUUAGCCAGACAAUCUGCACCGCUAUCCAGAUCGCUAUCGUCAAUACACUUCACUGCUGGAAUGUAAAUCCUGUUGCUGUUAUCGGCCAUUCAUCUGGAGAAAUUGCUGCUGCUUAUAGUGCAGGCCUGAUCAGCCAAAGUCAGGCUAUACUCACGGCAUACUUCAGAGGUUACACAGUUGAUCAGCUACAUAUACCGGGAUUAAUGAUGGCUGUGGGUAUCAACAUUAAGACCGCUCGGAGCCUUAUCCAGCAGAAUGAUCUCAACGAUCAUGUCUGUAUUGCAUGUGUUAACGCGCCAGAGAGUUUAACACUCAGUGGAAGAACCGAAGGGAUCAAGCUUCUCCAACAGAAGAUACAGGAGCAGAACAAGUUUUGUCGGAUAUUGCUAACAGAUAGGGUUGCCUAUCAUUCCCACAUGAUAAUAGAAGUUGGCAAAGCCUACGAGGAAGCGCUACGCCCGAUAUAUAAGGAUCACCAAAAUAGGGGUUCGACUCAAGGGAUAGUUCAGAUGUGUUCCUCGGUAGGGAACAUCGGCGACGCGUUGACCACACCAGAUACCAACACAGACUGGGCUGGAUAUUGGCGAGAAAACCUCGAAAAGCCAGUUCAAUUUGACUCUGCUUUGAGAAGCCUGGCAGCUUCUAGGGAUCUCCAGUUCAUAGAAGUCGGACCACAUCCGGCUUUGAAAGGGCCGGUGAAUCAAAUCCGAGCAAGCAUGAUGGCCGAUGUUGAUCACUUCCGGUAUGCUCCGACCUUGGUCCGUGAUCGAGACACGGAUUUAUGCAUGAAGGAAUUGGCUGGUACGCUUUUCAUGCAUGGACACAGUCUUAACUGGGAGAAAGUCAACUUGAUUGAACGAAGCAACCAAGUUCCCCUCCAUAAUCUUCCUCCAUACCCCUGGGACUACAGCAGUACAAAGCUACUCUAUCAUGAAUCACGUUUGAGUCACGAGCUACGAAAUCGCAAAUAUGUGCGCCACGAAUUGUUGGGGUCGAGGCAGUACGCCGGCAAUGGUAUUGACUGGAAUUGGCGCAAUCAUAGCGUGCGUCUCAAAGAGAUGCCCUGGAUGCGAGACCAUAUCGUUGGUGGCCAAGUAGUUUUCCCAGCCGCGGGCUAUCUCGCCAUGGUCAUGGAAGGACUCAGUCAGAUCCAAGACGAUGAAGAGCUGUCACACCCACCCCUUUCCGCCUUUCAGUUCCGAAAUAUCAGUUUCAAUACUGCGCUUAUAAUCGAUGAUCAGGACGGCCUCUUAGCGGAAGACACUGAACUGCACACCAACCUAUCGCCACGAAAAAUCUCUACGACGAGUACUUCUUCCUAUUGGUAUGACUUCUCUAUCUCGUCGUACAAGAUCGGUAGAUCAACUGUCCACUGCGUAGGCAGUGUUCGGGAGGCAGAUGGCUUAGAUCUUGAUCAAGCCUUCACCAUUGACCAAGCAGAACGAUUCGAGAGGGUUUCUACAAACAGGUGGUACGAGAAGUUCGCUGUGGAAGGCUUGAGCUUUGGUAGAGCAUUCCGCCUAGUUCACUUCCUUGAUCAAGAUAAUAACAGGGGGCGGCCGGAGGCCAUAGGUAUCACUCACAUCAGGCCUCCGGGUUCCGAAAAUGAUGGCACAUUCUACCCAGUUCAUCCCAUUACCAUCGACGCAUGUCUACAAGCAGGUGUCAUGACCACAUGUGCGGGAAAUGUGAGCGAGCUUCAGGCAUAUCUUCCGGUGUUCAUCAAGGAAUGCCGAAUCGACAUCUCGUCUGCCCCUGAGUCCGCGGGCUUGGACGCCAAAGUUUAUGCGCGGUCCGAAAGGACUGGUGUAUCCACUCAGAGGAUAUCCUGCACACUUCGAGACUCAGAAAACAAAGCAGUGGUUCAUAUGAGAGAUGUACGAAUGUCUUUGUAUUCGGAGAGUGCAUUCAAGCAUCCAGCAAAGCCUGGAGAAAGUCCGGACGGUCAGCGCCACCCAUGUCUGAGUGUCAUCUGGAAACCUGAUAUUCAAUGUCUUCAGCCUGGGUCUGGUGCUCCAUUGCGGGAAUACAUUGCCGCGUUUAUUAAACAACAGGAUGCAGACCUUGCUGAUGACGAAAACGUCGCGACCAUCGGAUCAUUGCUUGACCUAGCUGGUCAUAAGAAGCCACAGAUGCGCGUUCUUGAGCUCGGAGACAGCUGUAGCUGUAAAUCCAGUCGGUGGUCGACGUUUCUAGAUAGAAAUACUUCAUUCCCACGCUGUGGGAAGUGGCUGACUGCUCGCAUUGCCGACCACGGAACAUUGUCAGUCGAUGAUGAGGAUGAUGGCCCGUUCGAUGUAAUCAUUAUCACAGGGCUGAGAACUUCCGAAAAGUGCUGGAGAUCCUGCUCCAAGUCAAUCAUAUCUCUUCUUGCCCGUGAUGGUACUAUCAUAAGUCGUCAGACACAUGCAGCUCAGACGUCUUUGGAGGCGGCAGGCUUGUGGCUAAUUGAAGUUGAUAAAAGGACUUUUUUAUCUAGACGUUUAUCCGAUACUGGAGUUCUCAGAAAAAAGACUUUUAUCAUUCUAGUUCGUGACCCCUCUACGAGACUCUCCGAGUUUGCAUCAUUCCUGUCGGUGCAUCUUCAACAAGCAAUUGCCGAUUCCGAAGUAAAGGUAAUUUCAAUUUGCGAUGUCCAACAAACAGUAUGCCCCCAAAACUCCGUGUUCAUCUCUUUGCUCGAAAUGGAGGUUCCUUACCUAGCAACCAUGGGCCAGCUGGAGAUGGACCUCCUUCGCAGCAUUAGCAACGCAACAACUCAUCUCCUCUGGGUCACCGGUGCCGGAAUGCUAGGUGAAGUCCACUGUAAUCCUGACCUGACUCUUUCCUGUGGACUAUCACGGGCUUUAAUGCUAGAACAACCCUCAUUGCGCUUCGCGGUCCUAGACGUCGGGCCCGAAGCUUUCCAAGUACCUACCAAGCAACUGACGUGCGACAACAUUAUUCGUACCCUGAUUCCUGCAGAUAAGUCGGACGAUAAGGAGUACGCCCAACUACAUGGUAUGCUUUACACCAGUCGCUUUGAACCUGCGUCGAACUUUAAUUCCCUGUUCCAAACCCGAAUCCAGUCCAAAAACCACUUCGAGAACAUCCUACUAAGCGAAGCGAAACCAGCUCGGCUAUCUAUUGGGAAGGUUGGGGUCAUGGACACUAUCCAUUUCGAUCAAGUAAGGGAGCCAUCAAGCGACCCGCCCUCUGGCUUCGUAGACAUUGAGAUGCAAGUCAUGAGUUUGAACGCCAAGGACGUGUACGCCCUGAAUGGGCGAGUCGAGACUCAGCAGGGGACUACUGCGAUGGAGUUCGGUGGGACAGUUACAGCGAUAGGCGCCGGAGUUCCAGAGACUCAGCUGAAGAUCGGCGAUAGAGUCAUCGUCGUCAUCCCGAAUCAUUUCACCACCACAGUACGAGUGCCCGUCUGGGCGACCCAUCGAAUUUAUUCGGAUGAGGAUCUGAUUGUCAUGUCGGGCCUUCCCAUAGCUUAUAGUACUGCGCUGUAUGCGUUAAAUGAUCGUGCAAAUCUUCGGUCUGGCGAGUCCAUCAUGGUCCAUUCUGGAACAGGUGCGCUGGGCAUAGCAACUAUUGCUAUUGCCCAACGCAUUGGCGCCACUGUCUACACUACCGUUGGCUCGUCUGCGAAGAGAGACUGGGUUGUCAAUAACUUGGGCUUGCCAGCUUCGAAUAUCUUCAGCUCCCGCGAUGCUAACGAUUUCGUUGCCGGCGUGAGAAAAGCAACACGAGCGCGUGGAGUUGACGUGAUUGUCAACUCUCUUACCGGCGACCUUAUGCACCAUAGUUGGGACUGUCUGGCUCCGUUCGGCCGCUUCAUCGAAGUUGGCAAGCGGGAGCUAGUCGACGCCGGCAAGUUAGAUAUGUCCGUCUUCCUAAGGGGCGCAACUUUCACCGCCUUCGAUCUGAGCGAGCUAUAUUUUCAUAAGGACCAGUUCUAUCGCGAGCUACUCGUCACCAAAAUAAGGGAAGUGCUUGACUUGUUCCGCGCGAAGGAGAUCAAGCCACUUCCCACCAAAUGCUUCGAUGUAUCAGAGAUCACCAGUGCCUAUCGCUACUUUUCGAAACGAGAUAGGGUGGGUAAAGUGGUCAUCUCGUUACAGGAUCCCGGAAGUUCCAUUCCAGUAUCGCUAGCGAAGUAUCUCACCAUUCUUGACAAAAGGAAAGUCUACCUUCUAGUAGGAUGCCUGGGUGGUCUCGGCCGUAGCUUGAGCCGUUGGCUGCUAUCCCGCGGGGCACGCAACUUUGUCUUUCUUGGCCGAUCGGGCGACGAUAGGCCAUCUGCGCAGGCGCUCAUAUCCCAGCUUCAAGAAGCCGGCGCCAACGUCCAUGUCGUUCGCGGAGAUGUGUGUCUCUCCGAUGACGUGGUCCAGGCCGUGAAAUGCUGCGUCGGCACGGGCUUACCCCUCGGCGGGGUCAUACAAGCGUCGAUGGGCCUUUCCGAAAGCCUGUUCUCGCGCAUGAGCGGCGAAGCCUGGCAGAAGGCCGUGCGGCCGAAAUGGGCAGGGACAAGGAAUUUGGAUUCGGCCAUCCGCGGCGGAGUCGACGAUCAGCUCGAUUUCUUUCUGCUCAUGUCAUCGAUAUCGGGAACCGUGGGUACGGCGACAGAGAGCAAUUAUUGCGCGGCGAACAGCUUUCUCGACGCGUUCGCGCGCAAGGGCCGUCAAGAAGGGCGCCCGGUUGUCUCUCUUGGGCUGGGUAUGGUGUCCGAAGUGGGAUAUCUGCACGAGAAUCCCGAUAUCGAGGCGUUGUUGCUGCGUAGAGGAAUUCAGCCUCUCAGCGAAGAGGAGUUCUUGCAGAUGGUCGACUUUUCUCUCAUCUCCGCCAAAAGCACAUCUACAACCCCUUCCACCUCUUUCUCUUCGUCGUCCUCUCCUCCGCAUAUCCUGACUGGUCUCGAACCUGUCAGACUUCGGCAUUUGAGAGCCCAGGGCUUCGAUAUAAGCCACGGCGCCACUCAGGAUCCGCGUUCGUCCAUCUUAUCGGCAGCCCUUGAAGCCGACAAGCAAGCCAAUGGCAGUGAGAUCGAACAACUCCAGAAUAUUGCCGUAGCUACGUGGUUGACGAAUGUCUCAUCAGACGCUCUGGCAGCACUGAAGAAAGAGGCCGAUGCUCCCACGCUGGAAAUCGCUGUUCUACGACUAGCGAAAAAGUGCCUUUCCAGCUUGAUCCUAUUGCCCACAGAGCUUAUCGACGAUCACAAGGCCUUGAAUGGAUAUGGAGUGGAUAGCAUGAUUGCGUCGGAGUUCCGCAGUUGGCUAUGGAAUGCAUUCAAGGUGGACGUUUCGUUCCUGGACAUUCUUAGCCAGGGGAAGUCGUUGCAUGAACUCUCUGGUUUGGUUGUGAAUAGAAUAGCUACGACUUAG
Hypoxylon fragiforme is the source of this 7314-nucleotide messenger RNA. RefSeq names its product polyketide synthase. Gene Ontology annotation, molecular function: 3-oxoacyl-[acyl-carrier-protein] synthase activity; fatty acid synthase activity; phosphopantetheine binding. Gene Ontology annotation, biological process: fatty acid biosynthetic process; secondary metabolite biosynthetic process. The transcript has 13 exons. The record is from RefSeq and is a predicted model, not a curated record. Bases 1 to 7314 code for a protein of 2437 amino acids. Lineage: Eukaryota; Fungi; Ascomycota; Sordariomycetes; Xylariales; Hypoxylaceae.